This is a messenger RNA of Solea senegalensis (Senegalese sole), 714 nucleotides long. Its product is annotated as aquaporin-1-like. Gene Ontology annotation, biological process: renal water transport; carbon dioxide transmembrane transport; hyperosmotic response. Gene Ontology annotation, molecular function: water channel activity; glycerol transmembrane transporter activity; ammonium channel activity. The record is from RefSeq and is a predicted model, not a curated record. Gene Ontology annotation, cellular component: membrane. The annotation marks the transcript as partial. The transcript is spliced from 5 exons. Lineage: Eukaryota; Metazoa; Chordata; Actinopteri; Pleuronectiformes; Soleidae.
AUGACAGAGAUAACGAGCAAAAGGUUCUGGAGAGCCGUUCUGGCUGAACUGAUUGGUACGAUUGUUAUCGUUUUCGGUGGCAUUGCCGCAGCCAUUGGGAACACAAACAACAGCAGUCCAGAUCAGGAGAUAAAGGUGUCUCUGGCCUUCGGUUUGGGCAUCGCCACAGUUGUCCAGAGUUUGGGCCACAUCAGUGGAGCCCACCUGAAUCCUGCAGUUACCGUUGGGAUGCUUGCCAGCUGCCAGAUCAGUAUAUUCAAAGCCAUUAUGUAUGUAAUUGCACAGAUGCUGGGUUCAACCCUGGCCUGUCUUUCUCUGUAUGUAGCACGUCCAAAUACCACCGAAGCACUGGGGCUCAACACUAUCAAUGGUGUCACUCUCAGCCAAGCCUUGGGCAUUGAGCUCCUAACAACGUUCCAGCUGGUGCUGUGUAUCCUUGCAGUCACUGAUAAAAGGCGGUGUGAUAUCACUGGUUCAGCACCCUUGGCCAUUGGUCUCUCAGUCUGCCUCGGACAUUUGGCGAUUAUCAGUUACACAGGCUGUGGAAUCAAUCCUGCACGUUCCUUUGGUCCGGCUUUAAUACUAAACAAUUUUGAAAACCACUGGGUUUACUGGAUUGGGCCGAUCACUGGAGGCAUAGGAGCAGCUCUCAUGUACGAUUUUCUGCUCAGUCCUAAAUGUAAUAGUUGCUUUAACAAGCGGAGAUCUGUUCUG